Molecule: messenger RNA, 878 nt
Organism: Pelecanus crispus (Dalmatian pelican)
Lineage: Eukaryota; Metazoa; Chordata; Aves; Pelecaniformes; Pelecanidae
Source: RefSeq, a predicted model, not a curated record
CCAAUCUGCUGUUCUUUAGACAGUUUUCCCAUUGCCUCAGUUAAAGGAUUUCCACUCCAGAAUCUGCAGCUAAAUGAGAUCAUGAUUUUGGAAGGAGCUGGCAGAAUGAGUAUCAAUUCCAGCAGCAAUCUACUCCACCAGCAGCCUUCCUGGACAGAUGGAUAUUCCACAUGCAAUGUGUCCAGCAGCUUCUUUGGAACCCAGUGGCAUGAAAUACACCCACAGUACUGGACUAAGUUUCAAGUCUGGGAGUGGCUGCAGCAUCUCCUUGAUACCAACCAACUGGAUGCCAACUGCAUACCCUUCCAGGAAUUUGAUAUCAAUGGGGAACAUCUGUGCAGUAUGAGCCUGCAGGAAUUCACUCAGGCAGCUGGGACAGCAGGGCAACUGCUUUAUAGCAACCUUCAGCACCUAAAAUGGAAUGGCCAGUGUGGAAGUGACAUGUACCAAUCUCAUAAUGUUAUUGUGAAGACAGAGCAAACAGAUCCACCAUUAAUGGUGUCCUGGAAAGAAGAGAAUUACCUGUAUGAGAGUGGCUAUGGUAGCACAGUAGAGCUAUUGGACAGUAAAACGUUCUGUCGUGCUCAGAUUUCCAUGACGACACCUAGUCACCAGCCUCCUGAUUUUUCAGAUGUGAAAAAAUCGCAAGAUCAUACCCCAAAGUCCCACACCAAGAAACACAACCCUCGAGGAACUCAUCUUUGGGAAUUUAUUCGAGAUAUUCUUCUUAAUCCUGAGAAAAAUCCGGGGCUGAUCAAGUGGGAAGACCGGUCAGAAGGUGUCUUCAGAUUUUUAAAAUCCGAAGCUGUGGCUCAGCUCUGGGGAAAGAAGAAAAACAACAGCAGCAUGACUUACGAGAAACUCAGCCGGGCUAUGAG